Molecule: messenger RNA, 555 nt
Organism: Aspergillus niger
Lineage: Eukaryota; Fungi; Ascomycota; Eurotiomycetes; Eurotiales; Aspergillaceae
Exons: 2
Coding region: 1-555 (184 amino acids)
Source: RefSeq, a predicted model, not a curated record
AUGUCGGUUUCCAGCUGGGCUCUUUGGAAAUCAGGUCAUUUCCCCGAUGAGGAUUGCACUGCCCUGGAAGGUCAUCUCGAGCGCCUGGCACGGAAGACUGCCUACGGCGGGACUGUAGAGGUGUUGUUCCAUACCCCCUCAACGGAAUUCGAAGCAGGAAAGAAUGCCUCGAAUGAGAACACAAACAUUGCAAAUAUUUAUGUGCAUUGGACCUUUGAGUGCCCUUUCACACCGAUCGAUCAGGUGUGGAGCGAGCUGGUCAUGAACGCGAUGGUGGACCAUAAGAAGGGCUGGAUCGAGCCGCAUCUACCGAAGCCCUCACACGGGAUGUCUCCUUUUCGGAGGGCAAUGAGAGCCAACGGUACUUCCCGUAUUGUAUCGCAAGAGCAGGAUUCUAAUGAAUGUAAAAAGAAUAAAAACUGCAAUAUUGUCGAUUUAGCAAUUCACGCUCAUUGCUCUGACAUCGACCUGGCUGUUAAUGUUUAUAUUGUUUAUAUUGCGCUCUGCGUCUCGUCCCAUCAAGAAUAUUGCAUUGCAUUAGCCGUCGUGGUCUAG